Messenger RNA from Purpureocillium takamizusanense, 1848 nucleotides. RefSeq lists its product as uncharacterized. Gene Ontology annotation, molecular function: dipeptide transmembrane transporter activity; allantoate transmembrane transporter activity. NCBI's taxonomy places the organism in Eukaryota, Fungi, Ascomycota, Sordariomycetes, Hypocreales, Ophiocordycipitaceae. Gene Ontology annotation, cellular component: plasma membrane. Bases 184 to 1803 code for a protein of 539 amino acids. The transcript has 2 exons. Gene Ontology annotation, biological process: allantoate transport; tripeptide transport; dipeptide transport. The record is from RefSeq and is a predicted model, not a curated record.
CGGGUGUUUUUCAUGCGGUGGUUCAUCACAGAAACACGCCCUCUCCACAAAGCCGCGGCUGAUUGACGUCGGAGCUACCCAUUCGUGAAUGAUGAUCAGAAAUACAUCGGCGUCUUGGGUCUUGACUUGAGCAAUUGUCGGCAAGUCACUGACGCGGCGCAUUGAUCUCGCCGUUGCCCAUUGAUGAGGGCUCCUGAUCUCGGGCUCGUCUCGAGCGACGACGGCAUUGUCGAUGGCACCUCGUCUGACCCUGCUACCAGGCCGCUUCUCACCCACGACACCAUGGAAGCCCCUUCAGAGCCGGCCAGCACCCGCUCUAGCUCCGCAGGCCCGGACGCUGAGCUGGCGCGAGCCGUGCUGAAGAAGAUUGACUACACAAUCAUACCACUGCUCUUCGUCACGUACAUGCUCAACUUCAUGGACAAGGUCGUCCUAUCCAGCGCCGCCGUCUUUGGUCUUCGUGAAGACAAUCACCUCAAAGGCCAGCAGUACAGUUGGGUCAGCAGCGCUUUCUACUUUGGCUAUCUGAUGUGGACAUAUCCCACAAGCAUCCUCAUCGCGCGCCUCCCCACAGCCAAGUAUCUAGCGGCCAACACGCUCUUCUGGGGCACGGUUGUCGGCCUCACCGCUGCCUGCAGUAGCUUUGGUGGGCUCGUGGCUGCCCGCUUCUUGCUUGGCGUCGCCGAGGCCACCGUCAGCCCGACCUUCAUGUAUCUCACAUCAACCUGGUACACCCGCGAUGAGAUUCCCAGCCGGGUAGGAAUCUGGUUCGCGGGCAAUGCCAUCGGCGGCAUCAUAUCCAGCCUUCUUGCGUUUGGCAUCGGCCAUGCCGACGGCCCCCUCAGCCCCUGGCGUUGGAUGUACAUCAUCCUUGGUAUCAUGACUCUGGUUUGGGCGAUACCUGUGUUCCUGCUACUCCCAGAUACUAUCUCCAAAGCGCGGUUUCUCACGCCGAGGGAGAGACGGCUGGCGGCUGGUCGCGUCGUGGUUGCGGGCAUGGGCACGUCUGAGAACGCUCGUUGGCAGCGCAGUCAGGUUAUUGAGUGCCUUGUCGACCCCAAGACAUGGCUCAUCUUCCCCAUAGCGCUGCUCACGCAGAUCCCCAACGGCAGCACACAGAGCUUCUCCAACAUCGUUAUACAGUCCUUUGGCUUCAACAACCUUCAGUCGACGCUCAUUAAUUUGCCAUACUCCAUACUUAGUGCCGUGACGAUAUACGGCACCGGAUAUCUGGCAGGUCGCUUCCGCACCCUUAACUGUUUACUGGUCAUCGCUGUAGUUAUGCCGUGCGUGGUUGGCGCCGCCGUCAUCUUCUGCCGCGAUAGGGUCCCUCACGGCGUUCAGCUUUUCGCCUACUUUCUUCUGUCAACCGGACCGGCAUCUUUGCCACUCAUCAUGGCCAUGGUAUCGUCCAACUAUCGCGGCGUCACCAAAAAGAUGACCAUCACGGCCAUGCUCUUCGUCGCCUACUGCACGGGCAAUAUCGCAGGCCCCCUGUUGUUCCGCAGGGAAGAAGACCCGACCUAUGCGACGGCCUUCGGCGCCAUCAUGGUCUGCUACGCGCUCGUGGCCAUACUCACACUUGUGCUGAGGUGCUACCUUCAGCGGCUAAAUGCGAGAAGAAUAAGAAUGGAGGGGUACGAGGGCAGUGCUGGGGCAGCUGGCACACUGGCGAACGGAACGGUGCCAACGCCCGUCGACAGCAAGGACAUUGUAUUGGCUGUAGCGGAAGCCCAACUUCGGCCCGAGGACCACCAAGACGUCACUGAUUGGAGCAUGAGAGGGUUUAGGUACCGCCUGUAAAAUGGGCUCCCAUCGUGUCAGAACUGUUAAAUAAGACACGAGGAG